Molecule: messenger RNA, 651 nt
Organism: Drosophila subobscura
Lineage: Eukaryota; Metazoa; Arthropoda; Insecta; Diptera; Drosophilidae
Exons: 2
Coding region: 1-651 (216 amino acids)
Source: RefSeq, a predicted model, not a curated record
AUGAUUUGGGUGAUUCUUUAUGGCUGCUUACUUCCCCUGGCUGGCGCCGUCUACGACGUUCUGGUGCCUACGGGCACCCACAAUCUUACGGACUACCUCCAAACCCGACAGAAACGCCAUCAGAUGAUCUACAGGAACGGCGGAACCAUACGUCUGGUAGUCGGACCCGUGAUGGCCACUCAACUGGAGGACCCGGUCACCUGGCGUGGCUUGCUCUACUUCUGGACGCUGCACUUUGGCGGAUAUACGUUGCCCUCAGAACCGCUCUAUCCCUGGGAUAAAUGGGAGUCGAUCUAUGCGCGAUCGCUGCAGGAGCAGGCCCGACGGUUGGAUGCCUCUCACGAGGACGAUACCCGGCUGUUUGUAUACGAUGUAUUAGAGAAGUACAUGGACCAGGAAAGUGGCUCGGUGGGUCUGGGUCGUCAGUGCUUGUUGCGUGGCAUCUGCCAAAAUGCCCAGAUCCAUCGACAUGUGGGAAUCAUGGCUGAGCUCCUAAACAUAUUACUUACACCCGGUAAGGCGCUCUUAGAUUUUUCCUAUACGGAGGCACAUUCUGCGGGACUAGCGGGCAGCCACUGCUUGGAGCAGUUCGCAGAGUGUCCACGAGGAAAGAGUGUCUUGGAUGCUUUUGCAGUGGAUGUGGAUUAUUGA